AGGCCCCGCGCUGCGCCGCGGGCGCUCGCCCGGCUGCCGUGCCCACUGCAUGGAGAGCGGGCGGGCAGCGCAGCAGCGGCCGCAGCGCCGCCGCCUCCCUCCGCUUCCCCUCGCCUCCCCUCGGCCCCCGCCCCGGCCAGCGCGGGGCUGCCGGGGCUCCGAGCGGCGGGAGGGAGCCCCGGAGCGCCCCACCGCCCCCGCCGCGGGUUACCUGCCCGGCCCAGGUGGGGCCAUGCGGAGCGGAGGAGGCUGCUUUGGGGGCUGCCGCCGCUUCUGAUGGAUGUUUGCUGUGUGUUUGCCUCCGCUCCCGGUUUCCCUUUCAUCUGAGGACGCAUCUGGCUCCAGCUCUCUAAAACUAUCUGCCUCCUGGUACCGUUCGCAGAUAACAGAAGGAAACCUGAGCCCGAAAGGCAGUUCCCCACCUUCUUCCACCCAACGUAACCUUCUCGGGCGCCUUUGAAGAGGCAUUUCAUCUUUAAGGGCCGGCUGCUUGCGCACACUUUUAUACCCACUGAAGUGAUCGAGAAACCAUGUUGUCUGGUGGAAGAAGUGCGUUUCUGUGCCUUGGAAUGCUCUUGAGCUUUUGGAGCUCCGUGAGUUGGAUGCCUGUUGGAGGAUGCCCGCAUAAAUGUACAUGUAUUGCUUCCAACGUGGAUUGUCACGGACUAGGACUCAAAACUGUACCGAGGGAUAUUCCCAGGAAUGCAGAGAGACUUGAUCUAGAAAAAAAUAAUAUCACAAGAAUCACGAAGACGGACUUCACAGGACUGAAGAAUCUCCGUGUCUUACACUUGGAAGAAAAUCAGAUUAGUGUGAUAGAACGUGGAGCGUUUCAGGACCUAAAACAACUUGAGCGGCUGCGCCUGAACAAGAAUAAGUUGCAAGUUCUUCCUGAGCUGCUUUUUCAGAACACACAGAAGUUAACUAGAUUAGACCUGAGUGAAAACCAGAUAAAAGGAAUCCCUAGAAAGGCCUUUCGAGGAAUCAUUGAUGUGAAGAACUUGCAACUGGACAACAACCAGAUCAGCUGCAUCGAAGAUGGAGCCUUCCGAGCCCUGCGCGACCUGGAGAUCCUUACUCUCAACAAUAACAACAUCACCCGCAUUCCUGUUACCAGUUUCAAUCACAUGCCAAAGAUCAGGACGCUGCGGCUUCACUCCAACGUCCUGCACUGCGACUGCCACCUGGCUUGGCUGUCGGACUGGCUGAGGCAGCGGCGCACUAUCGGGCAGUUCACCUUCUGUUUGGCACCUGUGAACCUGCGGGGUUUUCUUGUGGCGGAGGUUCAGAAGAAGGACUUUGUCUGCUCUGGUUCCCAGUCUGAACCUCCUUCGUGCAGUGCCAGUUCCAUCACUUGCCCAUCUGCCUGCACCUGCAGCAACAAUGUAGUGGAUUGUCGAGGAAGGAGUUUAACAGAAAUUCCAGCUAACCUACCAGAGGACAUCUGGGAAAUACGUUUGGAACAAAACCUCAUCAAAAUCAUUCCCCCUGGAGCUUUUACCCAGUACAAGAAGCUUAAGAGAAUAGACAUCAGCAAGAAUCAAAUAACUGACAUUGCACCUGAUGCAUUCAGAGGCUUGAAAUCACUCAUUUCAUUAGUGCUCUAUGGAAACAAGAUCACAGAGAUUCCCCAAGGCCUUUUUGAUGAUCUUGUGUCUCUGCAGCUGCUGCUUCUCAAUGCCAAUAAGAUCAACUGCCUGAGGGUAAACACGUUCCAAGGUCUGCAUAAUCUCAAACUCCUAUCUCUUUAUGACAACAAACUGCAGACCAUCAGCAAGGGCCUCUUUGCACCUCUCCGAUCGAUCCAGACUCUACAUUUAGCUCAGAAUCCAUUUGUGUGCGACUGCCAUUUGAAGUGGCUGGCUGAUUACCUGCAGGAUAAUCCGAUAGAAACCAGCGGCGCUCGAUGCAGCAAUCCGCGUCGCCUUGCCAACAAACGAAUCAGCCAGAUCAAGAGCAAGAAGUUCCGCUGCUCAGGGUCAGAGGAUUACAGAAGUAAAUUCACCGGGAAGUGUUUCAUGGACCUUGUCUGUCCUGAGAAGUGUCGCUGCGAGGGAACAAUUGUAGACUGCUCUAACCAAAAACUCACCCGAUUACCCAGUCACCUUCCUGAAUAUACUACUGAUCUGCGUUUGAAUGACAAUGAUAUUUCUGUUUUGGAAGCUAUCGGACUCUUCAAGAAAUUGCCCAACCUCAGAAAAAUAAAUCUAAGCAACAAUAAGAUCAAGGAAAUACGAGAAGGCACAUUUGAUGGAGCUUCAGGAGUGCAGGAACUGAUUCUGACAGAGAAUCAACUGGAAUCGGUGCAUGGACGAAUGUUUAGAGGCCUUGCAGGGCUAAAGACCUUGAUGCUGAGGAGCAACUCUAUCAGCUGUAUAAACAAUGACACCUUUGCUGGACUGAGUUCAGUGAGGCUUCUUUCUCUGUAUGACAAUCACAUCAGCACAAUCACCCCUGGAGCCUUCAGCACAUUAGUCUCUUUGUCUACAAUCAAUUUGCUGGCUAACUCCUUUAAUUGUAACUGCCAUUUGGCCUGGCUGGGAAAAUGGCUGAGGAAGAAGAGAAUUGUCAGUGGAAAUCCACGCUGUUUGAAACCCUUUUUCUUAAAGGAUAUUCCAAUUCAAGAUGUAGAUGUUCAGGACUUCACCUGCGAUGGUAAUGAUGAAAGUAGCUGCUUGCUUUCACCUCCUUGUCCUUCCCAGUGUACUUGUGUGGACUCGGUGGUACGCUGCAGCAACAAAGGGCUGCGGAUAUUGCCCAAAGGAAUUCCCAAAGACGUGACUGAGUUAUACCUGGAAGGAAACCAUCUGACUGCUGUGCCGAAGGGGCUCUCCACCUUCAGACACCUGACACUGAUUGAUUUGAGCAACAACAGCAUAAGCAUUUUGGCCAAUUACACCUUCAGCAACAUGACUCAAUUAUCAACACUCAUCCUGAGUUACAAUAGACUUCGGUGCAUUCCAGUCCACGCGUUCAAUGGGCUCAGGUCUCUUCGAGUUCUGACACUUCAUGGAAACGAUAUUUCCACUGUUCCCGAAGGUUCUUUCAACGACCUGGUAUCCUUGUCCCAUCUGGCCCUAGGUACCAACCCUCUGCACUGUGACUGCAACCUCCGCUGGCUGUCCGAGUGGGUGAAGGCAGGGUACAAGGAGCCAGGGAUAGCCCGCUGCAGCGGGCCUGACACCAUGGUGGACAGGCUGCUCCUCACAACACCAACUCACCACUUCCAGUGCAAAGAUCCGGUAGAUAUCAGUGUUGUGUCCAAGUGUAACCCCUGCCUCUCCAAUCCAUGUAAGAACAACGGGACAUGCAACAAUGAUCCAGUGGAGUUUUAUCAAUGCACUUGCCCUUUUGGCUUCAAGGGUCGAGACUGCAGUGUGCCUAUUAAUUCUUGCAUUCAAAAUCCAUGUCAGAAUGGAGGGACCUGCCACCUCACCGAGACAAAUAAAGAUGGAUUCAGCUGUUCUUGUCUCCUUGGGUAUGAGGGGGAGAGGUGUGAAAUAAACCCAGAUGACUGUGAAGAUAAUGACUGCGAGAAUAACUCUACGUGUGUGGAUGGGAUCAACAACUAUGUCUGUCUCUGCCCUCCUAAUUACACAGGUGAACUGUGUGAUGAGGUGAUUAACCACUGUGUUCCUGAUCUAAAUCCGUGCCAACAUGAGUCCAAAUGUCUUCCUCUUGACAAAGGAACCAGAUGUGAGUGCUUGCCGGGUUACAGUGGAAAACACUGUGAAAUAGAUGAUGAUGACUGUGCGGGCCAUAAGUGUCGCCAUGGAGCCGUCUGCGUAGAUGCAGUCAAUGGCUACACCUGCGUCUGUCCUCAGGGUUUCAGUGGACUUUUCUGUGAAACUCCUCCGCCGAUGGUCCUUCUCCAGACAAGCCCGUGUGAUAACUACGAGUGCCAGAACGGGGCCCAGUGCAUCGUCGCGCACCAGGAGCCCGUCUGCCGCUGCCUCGCUGGCUUUGCUGGCCAGAGGUGCGAGAAGCUCAUCACAGUCAACUUUGUUGGGAAGGAUUCCUACGUGGAGCUGCCGUCAGCCAAAAUUCGCCCUCAGGCAAACAUCUCCCUCCAGGUAGCAACAGACAAGGACAAUGGCAUCUUAUUAUACAAAGGAGACAAUGAUCCUUUGGCUCUGGAGUUGUAUCAAGGACACGUGAGGCUCAUCUACGACACGCUGAAUUCUCCACCUACCACAGUAUACAGUGUGGAAACAGUAAAUGAUGGGCAGUUUCAUAGUGUGGAACUCGUGAUGCUGAAUCAAACUCUGAACCUGGUGGUGGACAAGGGGACUCCCAAGAGUCUAGGAAAACUCCAGAAACAGUCUUCUGUCAGCCUCAACACACCCCUCUACAUUGGAGGGAUCCCGACCUCUACUGGAUUAUCUUCACUGCGCCAGGGUGCAGAUAAGACACCAAAUGGUUUUCAUGGAUGUAUUCACGAUGUCCGCAUCAAUAAUGAGCUGCAGGAUUUCAAGGAUUUACCACAGCAGUCGCUAGGAGUCCUUCCUGGCUGCAAAUCCUGUAACAUCUGCAAGCACGGCAUUUGCCGGUCCCUGGAGAAAACAAGUGUGAUUUGUGAAUGUCACCCAGGCUGGACGGGGCCCCUGUGUGACCAGGAAAUUGGAGACCCAUGUCUUAACCACAAGUGUCUGCAUGGUAAGUGCAUGGUGGCCAAUGUUGCUUACACCUGUAAGUGCCUGGAGGGCUACACAGGCAUGUACUGUGACAAGAAGAACAACUCCUCAAAUCCCUGCAGGAUUUUGAAAUGCAACCAUGGGCAGUGUAAAAUUUCUGAGCACGGGGAACCCUACUGCGAAUGCGAUCCUAACUACAGUGGAGAACACUGUGACAGAGAGAAUCUCUGCCAAGGAGAGAUCAUUCGAGAAGUGGUCCGUAAGCAGCAGGGCUACACGUCGUGUGCCACUGCCUCCAAAGUGCCCCGCCUGGAAUGCCGCGGCGGCUGCGGCAGCGGGCAGUGCUGCGUUCCUCUCCGGAGCAAAAGGCGGAAAUACUUCUUCCAGUGCGUGGAUGGCUCCACCUUCACGGAAGAACUGGAGAGACAUGUGGAAUGCGGCUGCUCAAAAUGCUUAUAAGCCAUUCUCCAGUCUCUUGCCACUUUAAUCGACUCAGAAGCGCGAUCAAAACGGGACCUAUUUACUUUCAGAGUGAAGAAGAAAAGAGUUAUUAAGUAUAUUGUAAAAUAAACUAAAAAUAGAACUUAUUUUUAUUAUGGAAAGUGACUAUUUUCAUCUUUUAUUAUAUAAAGUAUCGCACCACUUUGGGUAUAUGUAUCAUAUAGUGAGUUAUUUUUACCAUGAAACUUUUUUAACAGUUGUAAGAAAAAAAAAUUCAAAAGUUAAAAGUUUAAAAAAAAUAUAUAGAGAAAACAUAGCCUAACAGGAGAAAUGUGGGGGUGACUUUAUCUGUAUGCACAAUGAACAAAUGUAAAGGUGUUCCAAGGACCCGCCACAGAACUGAUACAGGCUGGAGAAGUCUCCGAGGCUCUGGGUGGGUCUCCGAAGAGAGCGGCUCCCCAUGACCGACAGCCACCUCGCCUGCUCAGGCGCCCUGAGGAAGCCUCCCCUCGGCCCCUUGCUCUGCCCAACGCUGCCGACGCUGCUUUCUUCCCGUCCAGUGGCUCCGCUUGCUGUUCUUGAGCCCGUUCCCUAUAGCACGUAGGCACUGCCGUAGCUUGAGGCUAACUACAUUAUUUGACUAUUGUAAUACUAUAAUACCUUUUUUGCUGUGUAUGUUGUAUUUAUCUGUGUUCACAUUAUAGUCUUCAGCAACUGUAUCUAUAGAGCACAGGCAGCUUUAUCCAAAAGAAGGGGACGAAGGGAAAGGAAGUGGGGAAAUACAUGUUGCUUUGGGACAUUUGGGGGCAAAAUGUGAAGUAAGUGCUAAGUAAUGCCUAAUAAAUGACAUAGUACUUUUGUGUAAACUCCUCAGCUAUGUUAUUUCCCAAGUUUGUGCCUUCUUGCUCCCGGCCUUGAGCCUUUUUUUGUAUAUGAAAUAUGAGGAAUGCACUGCUACAUAGUUUGUCACGCCUUGACACUUUAACUUGCAAAGGUUGUAAAGAGCAUGAAAAUACUGCAGGUGCCAGAACGUACCUGCAGUGCAAUGGCUUGUGCUCCCACGGUCACUUCAGCCAUGGGUGUGAGCUGGGCUGUAGCUGCUUGUUCACCCACACUCUGGUACCGGGCAAUUGGCUACUUUUCCACAGCUUUUUAACCGAGCAGAAGUUGCACUAUACCCGUGUGAAGGUAUCAGCUGACAUCUGCCCACCUUAGCAGCACUCUCUUCUCUGCACAUGGAGAGACGUUCCAGCUCCACCCCGGCCUGUUCUCGCAUUUGGUGCAGAUUGGACAAUUCAGCCAAAGCUUCUCCAUCCGCACCGCUUCAUAUCCCACACUUGUGUCUCCCAAAAGGCUCCCGUUAACUUUAACUGUGCUCAGAGCAAAUGCUGAAUAGGAAAUGGAAAUCAAUGCAGGGAUAAUUUCUCACUGUGAACGUGAGGCAAAAAUUGACUCUGGAAGUGAGUUGGAUUUUUGGAGGGUUUUUGGGUAGGGCUACCUUUCAGGUUCAGAAAGUACGUGCAAAGAGUACCAUGGAUAGCUUGAAGUUUCUCUUACUAUAAGUUUCAAACAUCCCCAUCAACAACUCUUCCACUGUAAGUGUAAUUUCUUUCUUUCUCUAACAUAGCAAGUGUUAUAGUCCUUCCUUUGAUUUCUUUUUCUCUAAGAGAGGUAAAGUCAGAGAUGAUUCCUAGCAGCUGUAAGCUCCUUUGGGGAAUGCUUGCUGGUCUGACCAAAAGGAUUUCCAAUCAGGGGCUUCAGCAAAGGAUGAGUAAGAAUGUUGAACCAAGGCCAGGUUGGACGGGGCUGGGAGCACCCUGGGCUGGGGGCAAGGGGCCCUGCCCGGGGCAGGGGGGUGGGACUGGGUGAUCUUUAAGGUCCCUUCCAACCCAAAUGAGUCUAUGGAUUCUACGAUUGCCCCCUAAGUAAAGGAGGCUUUUGUCUGACUGGUGCUUUGGAAAGAUGCACAGAAUGCGGCCCUGCCAUGACAAGUAUGAAUGUUUCUUUUCCAUUAAAGAAAAGUGACCUUUAGCUAUCAUGCAACCAGAAAGCUCUAACAUGCUUGACGUUCUUCUGCUAUGUCAACCUCUCCUUAACUGCAGCAGUUCAUUCAUAUUUAUUUGUUACUACCAGAGCAGUUUGAGCAGAAGGGACAUAACCAAUGUGAUAGCCAUCUCACAAAACAACUAUUAGUAUGUGGAGCCUGCAGUCAGUGAAACAUAAACCAACCACUAGUUCAUGUGCCAAACUCUGACUGAAACAGUACAGCUCAAGAGCCAGGGAAAAACUGACUCUGGUAGCCAGUGCUAUGGGCUGCUUUUUAUUUUGAAUAUAGUGUCAGAAGCUCAUAGCAGCUGGAGUUUGUGGUGUACAACAAAAAUCACCCAAACCCACAACCUACAGGUUUUAAAGAUCUGUGCAAGUAACUACAGGCCCUUGCGCAAGUAUGUGCCUGGCCCACCACUACCGUUAACGUUUCACUCCUGAUUGAAACACUUUGAUUUCUAAAGAAGCAGCUGCUAUGGUGCCAGGCAGAAGAAAUCCAGACUGAGCAGUGGCUCACAAGUCCUCCCUGUGCUCUACUACAUGAUUUGUAGACACUAAGCUGCCAAGGCCUGCAGAAACACGGCCCCUCUUGAACGCCACCCAAAACUGUGUUUACUUUGUCCCUUGAGCAGCAACGCGUAUGAAAAAGGUGACAUUUACUCGUGGCCUCGCACCUGCUGGAGGGUGCUUUGUAAGGAAUGGCCUUGACUGGCAAGGCAAAAGCCAUCAACGUCUUGUUAACACAUCACUCUGGGAUUUAUUUAAGCAAAGCCUUGCAGCAAAGUGACCAGUAACAACUCAGCGAGCCUGGCCCUGUUCCUGGCCCUUUUCUGUCAUGGCACUUCAGUGUUAAGCGUUGGGAUAAAGAACUAAGAUAUCUAUUUUGUAACCAAAUGAUGCAAUUUUUGUAUGCUUUUAGGCAGCACUUGCCAUUGGAUAGUGAUGCUUUAUGUCAAUGAUUCUCUGACUUGCUAUAGAAUUAUUUUAUGUUAAGAAGAAAAUAAAAAGCAUUCAGAUGUGCCAAAAAUGUGAGGUUAACUGAAGUGUAAUUAGCUCUGAAAGUUCCUCUGUAACCUGCCUAAUGUUACAAUAGAUUUCAAGAACUGCGGGUACAAUGCAGUAGUUUUUACCUCUAUAAAGUUUUAAUAUAAAGUGAAGAAAGAUGCUUACCCUUAAAAAAUGGCAAUGCAGACUGGUGUGAACUGAUGUAUUUUAUUAAUAGAUUCUCAUUGUGAUGUAAGUUUAAAUAAAUUGUUGGGUUAUGGAAGAUUGUAA
Messenger RNA from Tyto alba (common barn owl), 8396 nucleotides. RefSeq names its product slit guidance ligand 3 (gene SLIT3). The transcript is spliced from 37 exons. Gene Ontology annotation, molecular function: Roundabout binding; calcium ion binding; heparin binding. The record is from RefSeq and is a predicted model, not a curated record. The coding region runs from base 531 to 5093 and encodes 1520 amino acids. NCBI's taxonomy places the organism in Eukaryota, Metazoa, Chordata, Aves, Strigiformes, Tytonidae. Gene Ontology annotation, biological process: axon guidance; negative chemotaxis.